Messenger RNA from Myzus persicae (green peach aphid), 1309 nucleotides. RefSeq names its product AP-1 complex subunit sigma-2 (gene AP-1sigma). The transcript has 5 exons. NCBI's taxonomy places the organism in Eukaryota, Metazoa, Arthropoda, Insecta, Hemiptera, Aphididae. Gene Ontology annotation, molecular function: clathrin-cargo adaptor activity. The record is from RefSeq and is a predicted model, not a curated record. Gene Ontology annotation, biological process: vesicle-mediated transport; intracellular protein transport. The coding region runs from base 436 to 909 and encodes 157 amino acids. Gene Ontology annotation, cellular component: intracellular membrane-bounded organelle; AP-1 adaptor complex; membrane coat.
AUAAUUGUUCUCUAUAAUGCAAUGGUGUUCUCAUAGACAAUACUAUUAAGUAGUAGUGUACUAGUGUUGUAGUCCCUCGAAUCCCGAUGUCACGUCGUAAUUGAUAAUAAAAAUAAUAAUAAUAAUAUAAUGGCUAGAGCGGCGAUUGCUGUUUUAUCAAAUUUUCAGUUUCUACAGAAAAGGCGUAUUCUGGAUUAACAGAUUACAGCAUAAUUUUAUAUUUUCAACAAUCGUGAGCGUCGAACUACACGAUUAUAACGAUAUCGGCAUUAAUUGAUAUGAUAUCUGACAAGACGACAAUAAUUAUAGUCAACUAGGCCGCAAUUAGACGCGUUUUGCAUUUGCACUAUCGCAUUUGUACUGACUAGUAACUAUGCGUUCACCAAAACAUGAUGAUUAACGAAUAAUGAUUAAUAGCGUCCAACGAGGAACAAUAUGAUGCAUUUCAUGUUACUAUUCAGUCGUCAAGGCAAGCUUCGGCUUCAAAAAUGGUAUGUAGCUCAUCCCGACAAAGUGAAAAAGAAAAUAACCAGAGAACUUAUAACCACAAUUUUAGCCAGGAAGCCUAAAAUGUGUAGUUUUCUUGAAUGGAAAGAAUUAAAAAUCGUAUAUAAAAGGUACGCAAGUCUGUAUUUUUGUUGUGCUAUUGAACAGAAUGACAAUGAACUUCUCACUUUAGAAAUCAUUCACCGCUAUGUUGAAUUAUUGGACAAGUAUUUUGGCAGUGUCUGUGAGCUGGAUAUAAUAUUCAACUUCGAAAAGGCAUAUUUUAUACUGGAUGAGUUGUUAUUGGGUGGGGAAAUACAGGAGACUAGUAAGAAAAAUGUACUCAAGGCUAUUUCAGCUCAGGAUCUCUUGCAAGAGGAGGAGGCAGUCGAAGGCGCUCUGAAAGAGAUCGGCCUGUUAUGAGAGCAUCCAAUAUAAUUAAUAUUUCAUAUAAUUGUAUUACUUGCAAUUAUAAUUGUAAUGUUUUUUUUUUACAUAUAUAUUUAUAUAAAUUCAAACAAUGUGUCUUUCAUAAAAUGUUAGUCUUGGAUUUUGAUGUAAAGUGCUGUUGCUGAAUGCAAUGUUAUUAAUAAAUAACUUAUCAAAAUAUCAGGUUUCUAUCAUUGACGUCCUAACAUGAUAUUAAAAAGAAAAACCCAUCUUUAUUAUCUGUAAACAUUCGUGUAUUCUAUUAAUUAGUUUUUUUUUUAAUUCUAAUACAUUUUUUUUAUAUUGUUGCGUUUUCUCAUAAGAUAAACUUCUAUUAAUGUACUAACUAACAUGAUGUUGAAAAAAUAAAAAUAAAAUUUUCAUGCUUAAGCUG